UGGUAACAACGAGCUUGUUGUCUAGCGGUCCACUGUUCGACAUGGCCAGUUACAUUUCGAGUCGUAUGUUCGUGUUAAACGUCGCUUUAGUUCAUUUUAUAUACUAGUACAUUUACACAGGUUGCGCGUGACGCGAAGGGAAGUAUCCUAGCUAACAAAGGCUAACCUUAGCACUCUAGCUUAUCCGCUAAGUGGAGUUAGGUUCACUAUCAUGUUCCUGUAAGAAGAUGAUAACCUCCCGUCAGUGGUGUCGGUUGUUUUUAGGAUGUAUCGCCUUCUGUGUGUGUUUGCUUGGCGCAGUGUCAGCGUUAUCGUCUAAUUCCACUGUUAGCCCAACAACUGAAGGAGAAGCUAACGUUGUAGAAGAAGCUACCGUUGCCGUUGAAGGAGAAGCUACCGUUGCUCCCACUGAAAACGGUCCGUCUGUAGAGGCAGUGACUGAAGAGGUUCCCACUGAAUCCCCUGCCACCUCUGCCUCCACCGUGCAGCCGCCUGUGCUGCCUCCUCAGGGGUGUCUCUGUGAUUUAACGCCUGACACCUGUGACAUUGGCUGCUGCUGUGACACAGUAGACUGCGGCGUCGCUAACUUGAGUGCUGUCUUCACUGGAUGUCCACAGAAAGCCGUAUCAGGAGUUUGCAUCGAGAAAUGGCUGAUGUUCAGGGCUAACGUGGACUCAUCGCUUGUCACAGUGACUGACUCCAUGUUUUGUGUCCAAUCUGAGGAUAAAGCAGCCCAGUCUUUUCAGGGUUUCCCUCCAUCUCCAGCUUUAGGGGAUUCAUACCACUUCUCACCACCAGCACCAAUAAGCAGCAGUCACAGCAGACCUUUCUACAGGGUUGACGAUGUCAUCCAGACGUUCAUGGCCAGCUCAUCUGUGCACAGUCUCCUCCGUCAGCCGUCUCCAGGGCCCGUCGCUGGAUUGUGCGUCAGUCGCAACCCUGCAAAGUUCUUACGGUCCGUGUCUCUGUCCUGCAGCCGGAUGGUGACGCCUCAGUCUUGUACCACGGACCCAACUCUCAACGCACACUCCUACUUCUCUGACUUAAAUCUGCUCAAGAUUCCAGUAGAUGAGACAACCCAGAUAUCAGACCUUCUGAUCUCAGUUACACCUCGGUCUACGUGGUCUGCACCAGCCCAACAAAACGACUCCUGUGUCAACGUGGUGAAACAUGUGGAGUUAAUCAUAGGAUACACAGUCAGAGGGGAGCUCACGACUGCGACUGUCAACAUGGUCUUAGCCGAUGUGGACACAAAUCAGUUAGUGCAGCAGACACACUCUGUGCAGUACAAGCUGUUCACUCCCAGGUCCACUCCACGAGGUCUGGCCCCCACGGAUGGACUCAGAGUGGGAUCUCCUGUCAUUGGUCGCUUUGAUCGAAACGUGACAACUGUGACCACGGCCAUGAUGUCUCAGGGAGGGGAAUGUUCCUCUGACUCCAGCACACGAGCACCGAUCCUCUUCACACACAACACCAUCAGCGGCUGCACAUUCAGUUCCCCGUCGAGCAGCUGUUCAGAGCUGCGCUCCCAGAUCUACGGGAUCUUGCAGGGACUUGCUGCUCCCAAUGAGCUCGCCAUGAACUCCGGCUCCCAGCCCAACUGGACAAGAGUCAUCACUCAGGACUGUCGGGUCAGCCCACAGGAGUCAUGUGACACUGGCUGCCUCCUCCCCAGCUCUCUCUCUAUCCAAGUGCUAUGGGCUCGCCAGGGUCUCGUAGACCUUCCACAGAACUACGUCCUCGGGGCCAAAUACAUUUUCAAGUGUCAAAACUUCAAGUGUCCCCUGUCGUCCCGCCUCGCUCUAACCACCGAGGUGAUGUUUGCAGACACCACAGUUUACCCAGAAUCCCCCAGAGGCUCGCCUCAACCUGACUGGAAGUUUCCGUUUGGUUUCUUCACCCGAGGCGCGGCUGAGCUGGACCGGCACAUUGUUAUUAACAAAGCCUGUGACGCUGAGGUCACAUGGAGCUUAAUGCUGUUCACACUCCUGUCACUAACAGGAUUACAAUUCUCCACAAGGUAGCAGGACACUCGAGGCACAUGGACACAUUUGGCUUUUAUUUUUUUACCAUAUUAAAAAGUCAAAUACUUGUA
This is a messenger RNA of Solea solea (common sole), 2095 nucleotides long. RefSeq names its product tectonic-3-like. The coding region runs from base 228 to 2024 and encodes 598 amino acids. Lineage: Eukaryota; Metazoa; Chordata; Actinopteri; Pleuronectiformes; Soleidae. Gene Ontology annotation, biological process: cilium assembly; smoothened signaling pathway. The record is from RefSeq and is a predicted model, not a curated record. The transcript has 14 exons.